Spodoptera litura is the source of this 3028-nucleotide messenger RNA. It is a transcript of the gene Bmcp, whose product is annotated as uncoupling protein Bmcp mitochondrial. Lineage: Eukaryota; Metazoa; Arthropoda; Insecta; Lepidoptera; Noctuidae. The record is from RefSeq and is a predicted model, not a curated record. Gene Ontology annotation, biological process: transmembrane transport.
UGUCAGAUUUACACGGUUUUCGGAAUCUUUUUCAUCAGUUUGUUGAUCAGUCAAUGGAUGAAUGGAUUCAGGAUGAGAGAAGGAAAUCGAGAGCGAACGUGACGAGUGGCGCGAGUUGAGUUUCGUGUGCAGUGCAACAAAACUGACGGCGUAAAAUUACAUUUCUUCAAAGACUAUGCAGAAACUACGCGUGUAGUACAGUGUUCAGUUAAAAUAUGAAUCUCUUAUGAAACUUACUUUGGAACUAUAGUGAGAAUUACCGACUUACCGGUUACUGAAGUAAACAUUUGUGAUUGUUGAAUAAACUUUAUGUGUAAUGGGAGAUAGAGAUUGGAGACCAUUUAUUUACGGCGGCCUUGCGUCGAUCGUCGCCGAAUUCGGCACAUUUCCAAUAGACACAACAAAGACCCGCCUUCAGAUACAGGGACAAAAGAUAGACCCUCGACAUGUGGAGCUCCGGUAUACUGGCAUGGUGGACUGCUUCGUCAAGACAUCUCAGCAGGAGGGGGUCAAGGCACUGUACUGUGGUAUCUGGCCGGCGGUGCUCCGGCAGGCGACGUACGGCACGAUAAAGUUCGGCACGUACUACUCCAUGAAGAAAUGGAUAGCGCAGCACAGGGCGGACGGGGGCUCCAUUGAGCACCUGCCUACCAACACCUUCUGUGCUGCCUUCGCUGGUGGACUCUCCAGUGCCAUCGCCAACCCUACAGAUGUGCUUAAAGUGCGGAUGCAGGUGGGAGACGAGAAGCGUGGCCUAGUGCGAUGCUUCAUGGAGAUCCACCGGCUGGAGGGCUGGCGCGGGCUGUGGCGCGGCGUGGGCCCGACGUCGCAGCGCGCCGCCGUCAUCGCGGCCGUGGAGCUGCCGGUGUACGACGCCUGCAAGAAGCGCCUCACCGCGCCGCUGGGAGACUCGCCCCUCAACCACUUCGCGUCCAGCCUGCUCGCCAGCCUCGGCAGCGCCGUGGCCAGCACGCCGCUCGAUGUCAUCCGGACGCGGCUAAUGAACCAAAGAAAGUUGAAGGGACAGGCGCCGAAGCCCAACGAGAGGAUAUACAAAGGAACUGUGGACUGCUUCCUACAGACAGUGCGCAAUGAAGGUUUCAUGGCUUUAUACAAGGGCUUCGUGCCAACCUGGCUGCGAAUGGGGCCCUGGAACAUUAUCUUCUUCCUCACGUAUGAACAGCUCAAACAGAUGUACUGAACAUGGACUUUGAUGCUCUGUAAAUGUUGCUGGAUCUGGUGAUCAAAUCACCAUUGCGAAAUAGAAUCUAGUGCUGACGGGCGGACGGGCACGGCAAGAGUGAGCUUAUUGUACGUAGUCAUAGGAAUCAUUAUUCAAUGCCUCACAAUAGUACACGACUUAUUUACUUUGAAGUAAUCAAUGAUUUUGUUAUAAUAUUUCUCUGCAUUUUCUCAACAUUUACCGAAUAUAAGCAUUAACUAGCUAUUUGUUGUUAGGUGGCAGCUUAAGAUUUAAGUGUUAGAAGAGCUUGUGUAAGUUAUUUUAUGUUAAAAUGAUACAGAAACUCGCUUUGUUAAUAUAGUUCCUCGUUAGGUGGUAAGUUCACGUUUAUUCUGUAUUGACACGUUUAUACGAUGGUUGUAGUCAUGGUCAAUAGUUGUAAUAAAUUAUCAACUUAUCUUUAACGUAGACGCUGGUUGUUUAUGUGUUCUAACAAUAUAUUGUAUGUAUAAAUGCGCUUUGAGUGGCGCAAAGAACAUCACUUUAAAAAAGUAAAUGUACAGCAUUUAUUGAAAGUUAUAUGUCCAUAACUACUUAAUAUAAGAAGAGAAUAUUAUCAUAGUUUGGAAAUCAAAUUAUAAUACGUCGUUUUAUUUAAGGAACUUGAAUACUUAAAAGAUUUUUUAUUUGAUAUUUUGAUGUCAAUUCUUGUGUGCAAUAAAAAAAUUGAUGCGAGUUUUAAGCGAGGUAUGUGAGAAUGGUCUGUGUAGUAUAUAGGGCCGCGGCCGGUCAGACCGGAGCCCGAGACUUAGUUGGAGGCUCCGCGGCGCACUGCGAGACUUGAGAGAUUGAGAUUAAAGGCACACAGUGCUCACUUUUAGACGAAUAUUAAUAUUAUACUUCAAUGUUUUUUGAAUUAUUUUUAUGUCAUAUUUGAUGUAUGAACUAUUUCUCUGUUAUACCUUCGUGUAUGGUGUACCUUUAAAUGUUUCUGCACCAUGUAAUAAAAUUGUAGUUUGCAAUACAAGACUGUAAGUUAUUAGCGUUUUAACGUAUCUUGAAUAUAACUAGUUCUCGUUGAUAGCACUUUACUCAGUACUAUUUAUAUUGCGCAGUGUCAGUACCUGUGUGAUGAUGAUGACGUUGUUGUUGAAGCUAUGUAGUUGUAAGUAGAACAUUCUGUAAAUAUUUGUAUGUAGAGUUUUAUUUUUGAAAGUAUCUUUCAAUUGAAUUAUAAUGUAUUGCCAUAUACUGACAUGUCUGUAUACUAUUCUCUGUGAUUCAGAAUAGUGUUCUAGGAAAUAAGACGGUUUGUUGAUCCGGAAAGCAUUCAAAGUGUUACCUAUUGCACGAAUAUGAACUCAACUGCGAAGAAUAUAAAGAUGUUUUCUUUUUAUGUCAUUAUAUUUGAUGGAUCGACGUUUCACCACUAUCUGUUAACUAUUGUUAAUGCCUUACUGGUACAGUUGGAUGUGGGUUCAAGUGUUGUUUUAGUUUUAGCUCAGUCAGACACCAGCACAUCAUGCUACCUCAAAUCAGUUUAAAUUCUUUAGUAGAUUGUCACCUUUAUUACAAAGUAGUAAGAUUGAAAAUUGAAAUGGAGUUUCGGGUACAUUGAUAUGCUGAUGUGUGAUCUUGUCACAGGUUUCAUCUAAAAUGAGUUAAUUAUUGUUUUGUGAUCGUAAAAUAUAUUUGGAGCACUUUUACCAUCAAUGAUUGUGGAUGUCGCUUAAAAUAUGUAUGUGUUGUGUGAAACACUAGAAAUAGAAGCUUACUGUGAAUAUACACUAGGUACAAAGAAUUAGCCAAAUUAAUUUAAUCCAAAUAUACACAAUUGUAUAGAAU